This is a messenger RNA of Gracilinanus agilis (Agile Gracile Mouse Opossum), 939 nucleotides long. Its product is annotated as lysophospholipase D GDPD1-like. Gene Ontology annotation, cellular component: endoplasmic reticulum membrane. Gene Ontology annotation, molecular function: phosphoric diester hydrolase activity; phosphatidylcholine lysophospholipase A1 activity. Lineage: Eukaryota; Metazoa; Chordata; Mammalia; Didelphimorphia; Didelphidae. Gene Ontology annotation, biological process: glycerophospholipid catabolic process; N-acylethanolamine metabolic process. The record is from RefSeq and is a predicted model, not a curated record.
AUGAUAGAAACAAAAUCCUUUCCAGGGCAUCCUUCCUUAUGCCCUCAAUGCCAACCCUUGGUAUGGGUCUUAGAAGCAAUAUUAAGACCCAUAGACUAUGCAGUGACCUUGUUCCUGCUGCUGCACCAGAGGAAGAAGCAGCGAUUCUUCAGUAAACACAUCUCUCUCUGCGGAGGUGCUGGGGAGAACUUAGAGAACACAAUGACAGUCUUUCGGCAUGCAGUUAAUAUGGGAACUGAUGUGCUGGAACUGGACUGCCAUAUCACAAAAGAUGAACAAGUGGUAGUAUCCCAUGAUGGGAAUCUGAAAAGAUCAACUGGAAUAAAUGUAAACAUCUCUGACCUCAUGCCAUCUUACCUUGGCAAACUGGAGGUAACAUUUCCAAGAGGAUGCCUAAGUGAGAGAGAAGACAAGCAUAUUCCAUUACUGAAGGAAGUUUUUGAGGCUUUUCCUCACACACCAGUAAAUAUUGACAUCAAAGUCAACAACGAUCUACUGAUUAAAGUUUUAGAGUUGGUAGUUCAGUACAAACCAGAACACUUGACAGUGUGGGUCAACGCCAAAUAUGAGAUUUUAGAAAAGUGUCACAAAGAGAAUUCAGAUAUCCCCAUUCUCUUCAGUCUACAAAGCAUUCUGUUCAUUCUUGGCCUGUUCUACACUGGCCUCUUGCCCUUUGUGCCCAUCUGUGAGCAGUUUUUUGAAAUUCCAAUGCCUUCUAUAAUACUGAAACUGAAGGACCCACUCUUUCUUGCUUCUUAUUUGACAUUUGCCUUGGAACCAACCAAUGCUGAAAAUCAGGACUACUUACACUACGGUAAUCAGCUCCCAGACACCCCAAACUGUACCAUGAUUACACCAUUUACUGAAACGCGCAAAGAGACACUUGAAGCUGUUCUGAUUAGGGCAGACAUUAUUUUUGCUAAUGGGCGAUUGCAUUAA